Molecule: messenger RNA, 1060 nt
Organism: Ipomoea nil (Japanese morning glory)
Lineage: Eukaryota; Viridiplantae; Streptophyta; Magnoliopsida; Solanales; Convolvulaceae
Product: acidic endochitinase-like
Exons: 2
Coding region: 43-900 (285 amino acids)
Biological process (GO): carbohydrate metabolic process
Cellular component (GO): extracellular region
Molecular function (GO): chitinase activity
Source: RefSeq, a predicted model, not a curated record
UUCCAUGCAUAUCCCACAUCCAAUCUUUAAAGCUACAAACAUAUGGCGUUAUUUAAGAUUCUUUUGCUCCUCUCCUUUAUUAACAUCUGUGUCGGGGGAGAAAUCGCGGUAUAUUGGGGCCAAAAUGGGGAUGAGGGCAGCUUGGGCGACACUUGUGCGACCAACAAUUACAACAUAGUAAACAUCGGUUUCUUAACAGUGUUUGGGAAUGGCCAAACUCCGGUUUUGAACCUAGCCGGGCAUUGUGAUGCUGCUAGUAAUCAGUGUAGUGGCCUAAGCGAUGAGAUCAGGGCCUGUAAGAGCCAAGGCAUCAAAGUCUUGCUUUCCCUUGGAGGUGCUGCAGGAAGCUAUACCCUUACCUCUGCUGAUGAUGCAAAGAAUGUGGCACAAUAUCUUUGGGACAACUUUCUUGGAGGGCAGUCACCGUCAAGGCCACUGGGGGAUGAAAGCCUAGACGGAAUCGACUUUGAUAUAGAGGCUGGCGGCGGCGAAUUCUACGACGAACUAGCCAAGGCCUUGUCGGAAUUUGGACAAAAAGUCUACUUGUCAGCAGCUCCACAAUGUCCAUUCCCCGACCAAAGGCUGCAAGGCGCCAUAAACACCGGCCUUUUCGACUACGUCUGGGUACAGUUCUACAACAAUCCUCCCUGUCAGUACUCCGGCGACGCCACCAAUCUUUUGAACUCUUGGAACAAUGACUGGUCAACCAUUCCCACCGGAAAACUAUUCUUGGGUUUGCCAGCGUCCCCGGAAGCAGCCGGAAGUGGUUUCAUUCCGGCAGAUGUGCUAACUUCUCAGAUUCUCCCGGCAAUCACGGCCACACUCAAAUACGGUGGCGUAAUGCUAUGGUCUAAGUUCUAUGACAAUGGCUACAGCGCAAGCAUCAAGCCAGCAGUUUGAUCAGAUCAAAACGUCACUACUUUUGUGACAACCUUGUACCUACUUAUGAUGCAUGAUUCCAUGAGAUAACUGUGUAUCAUAAGCAUAAAUAAUUCUGCAAACUUCUAAUAAAUCUGCAGUAGCUAUUGAUAUGAAUAAAUUAAGCCCGUUUAUAGUUUAA